Messenger RNA from Arabis nemorensis, 2277 nucleotides. The record is from the annotation of a GenBank genome assembly. NCBI's taxonomy places the organism in Eukaryota, Viridiplantae, Streptophyta, Magnoliopsida, Brassicales, Brassicaceae.
AUGAUCUUCAAGAUCGAAGACGUAACUGUCUACUUCCCUUAUGAGAAUAUAUAUCCAGAACAAUACGAAUACAUGGUUGAAUUGAAACGAGCCCUAGACGCUAAGGGACAUUGUCUUCUCGAGAUGCCUACCGGAACUGGUAAAACCAUUGCCCUUCUCUCUCUAAUCACCAGUUACCGACUCUCUCGUCCUGAUUCUCCGAUCAAGCUUGUCUACUGCACUCGUACUGUUCACGAGAUGGAGAAAACGUUAGCUGAGCUUAAGGUGCUUCAUGACUACCAAGUAAGCCAACUCGGUGCCCAGGCCAAGAUCCUAGCGAUUGGUCUUUCUUCCCGGAAGAAUCUUUGCGUUAAUCCUAAGGUUUUAGCGGCGGAGAAUCGUGAUUCUGUCGAUGCGGCUUGUAGGAAAAGGACGGCUAGUUGGGUUAGAACUUUGGCGGCCGAGAAUAAAAAUGUAGAACUCUGUGACUACUUUGAGAACCAUGAUAAGGCAGCUGAGAAUGCCUUAUUGCCUCCUGGUGUUUAUACUUUAGAGGAUUUGAGAAUGUUUGGUAAGAAUCGAGGAUGGUGUCCUUACUUCCUUGCGAGACAUAUGGUUCAGUUCGCCAAUGUUAUCGUUUAUAGCUACCAGUACUUGCUGGAUCCUAAGGUUGCUGGAAUUAUAUCAAAGGAGUUGCAAAAAGAGUCAGUUGUAGUGUUUGACGAGGCGCAUAAUAUAGAUAAUGUGUGUAUUGAAGCACUCAGCGUCAGUGUGAGGAGGGUUACACUUGAAGGUGCUAAUCGAAAUCUUAAUAAGAUAAGGCAAGAAAUUGAUAGGUUCAAGGCUACAGAUGCGGGAAGACUGCGAGCUGAAUACAACCGGCUCGUUGAAGGUUUGGCACUGAGAGGGGACUUAUCUGGAACUGAUCAAUGGCUUGCAAACCCUGCACUGCCCCAUGAUAUUCUAAAGGAGGCUGUCCCAGGAAAUAUUAGACGGGCUGAGCAUUUUGUACAUGUUUUACGCCGAUUACUUCAGUACUUGGGAGGACGGCUGGAUACUGAGAACGUGGAGAAAGAAAGCCCUGUUAACUUUGUAUCGUCGCUUAAUUCUCAGGCUGGAAUUGAGCAGAAAACUCUGAAGUUCUGUUAUGACCGGCUCCACUCUCUCAUGCUAACCCUUGAAAUUACAGAUACAGAUGAGUUUUUGCCUAUCCAGACAGUGUGCGACUUUGCAACUCUUGUUGGGACAUAUGCAAGGGGCUUUUCCAUCAUCAUUGAGCCUUACGACGAGAGAAUGCCUCAUAUUCCAGAUCCUAUAUUGCAGUUGAGCUGUCAUGAUGCAUCUCUGGCUAUUAAACCGGUGUUUGAUCGAUUCCAAUCAGUUGUGAUUACCUCAGGCACCCUGAGCCCAAUUGAUCUGUAUCCCCGUCUACUUAGUUUCAAUCCUGUUGUUAGUCGAAGCUUUAAGAUGUCAAUGACACGAGACUGCAUCUGCCCUAUGGUUUUAACUCGCGGAAGUGACCAGCUUCCUGUUAGCACCAAAUUUGACAUGAGAAGUGAUCCUGGUGUUGUGAGGAAUUAUGGGAAGUUUUUGGUGGAGAUGGUAUCUAUUGUUCCUGAUGGAGUUGUCUGCUUCUUUGUUAGUUACUCAUACAUGGAUGGCAUUAUUGCUACAUGGAGUGAAACUGGAAUUCUGAAGGAAAUAAUGCAACAGAAACUUGUCUUCAUUGAAACGCAAGAUGUUGUAGAAACAACAUUGGCACUGGACAAUUAUCGCAGGGCUUGCGAUCGCGGACGAGGUGCAGUUUUCUUCUCUGUAGCAAGGGGAAAAGUUGCUGAAGGUAUCGAUUUUGAUCGUCAUUAUGGAAGACUGGUUGUAAUGUUUGGAGUACCUUUCCAAUACACAUUAAGCAAGAUAUUACUAGCAAGAUUGGAGUAUUUGCGUGAUACAUUUCAAAUAAAAGAAGGCGAUUUCCUAACUUUUGAUGCCUUGAGGCAGGCAGCUCAAUGUGUAGGACGAGUAAUCCGGUCAAAGGCUGAUUAUGGGAUGAUGAUAUUUGCAGACAAGAGAUAUAGCCGCCAUGAUAAGCGGUCCAAAUUACCCGGUUGGAUACUUUCACAUCUGCGUGAUGCGCACUUGAAUCUUAGCACUGACAUGGCUAUCCACAUUGCCCGAGAGUUUCUAAGGAAAAUGGCUCAACCGUACGAUAAGGCGGGUACGAUGGGCAAGAAAACUCUGUUAACACAAGAAGAUUUGGAGAAGAUGGCUGAGACUGGUGUGCAAGACAUGGUUUAUUAG